This is a messenger RNA of Sorghum bicolor (sorghum), 948 nucleotides long. RefSeq lists its product as uncharacterized. The transcript is spliced from 7 exons. The record is from RefSeq and is a predicted model, not a curated record. Bases 1 to 948 code for a protein of 315 amino acids. Lineage: Eukaryota; Viridiplantae; Streptophyta; Magnoliopsida; Poales; Poaceae.
AUGUUUGGAAGAGGGUCCCCAAGGCUCAAUUUGUUCCAAGUUGCAACUGCCCAAAGAAAGCCGUCUCCAAAGACUUCACGGGUUCAAAAGAAAAAGCCAUCACCAAAAGCUGUACCUGAUCGUCCAAGAGCUCAUUGGAAUGCGGGACUUGAAAAGGGUUUGGUAGAACUAUUACAUGAUCACAAUAAUGACCAUUAUAGGGGUCAGAAUGGGUGGUCCCCAGAUGCAUGGAAUAGGAUUGUCAAAUUGUUCUAUGAGAAGUUCCCCUAUGUCAACUUUACAAAGACUCAAAUUCAAGACAAAGAGAGGGAGCUAAAGAGAGAAUACAGACUUCUAAAAGAAGCAAGGAAGCAAAGUGGUGCGUCAUGGGAUGAUAAGCUAUGCAUGAUUGUAGCAGAUCAAGCUGUUUGGAACAACAUCAUUACUUCUCAUCGCAAUGCCAAGAAGUUCCAAAAUAAAUCUUUCCCAUUGUUUGAGGCUUUAGGAGAGCUAUAUGACGGACAAAUUGCUGAGGGAACCCUAAACUUCACGUCCAUUGCUCCUUCCCAAGUUAAUGUCACACAGCCCUUCCAACCAUCUCAAGCUACUGUCACCCAACAUAAUAUGGGAGAAGAAGAUGAGAGUCUCCACUUUGACUCUUUUGCACAUGAUGUUGAAACUGAUGAUGAAGACUUGAGGAUAUUGGAACAACCAGUUGCACGUGAUGCCACUGCAAGGUCAAGAAUGGGAAAAAGAGGUGCAAGUACAAGAAACAAGGACAAUGCUACAAGUGACAAGACAAAAAAGGCAGCACAAAGGCGUCGACAAGAUGGCAUGGAGGAGCUCUCAGAUGAUGAAAAAGUUUUGGCCUAUGGUGUUUUCAAGGAUGCACAAAACAGAUCUAUUUUCAUGACUGCAAAACCUUCUACACGUCUCAAGUGGUUAAGGAGGGAGGUGAUGCAAGCGUAA